Juglans regia (Persian walnut) is the source of this 993-nucleotide messenger RNA. RefSeq names its product 60S ribosomal protein L13a-2-like. Bases 108 to 728 code for a protein of 206 amino acids. Gene Ontology annotation, molecular function: mRNA binding; structural constituent of ribosome. The transcript is spliced from 4 exons. Lineage: Eukaryota; Viridiplantae; Streptophyta; Magnoliopsida; Fagales; Juglandaceae. Gene Ontology annotation, cellular component: ribosome; cytosolic large ribosomal subunit. The record is from RefSeq and is a predicted model, not a curated record. Gene Ontology annotation, biological process: translation; negative regulation of translation.
AUUACGCGCAUUUAUAAUCCCCUCAAAACCCUAACCUCUGUUACUCGCACGCUCAUCUCCCAUACCCUAAAAACUCAGCCGCUUCACAGAGAGAGAGAGAGGCAGAGAUGGUGUCGGGCUCGGGUAUCUGCGCGAAGCGCGUAGUGGUGGACGCGCGGCAUCACAUGCUGGGUCGUCUGGCUUCGAUCAUAGCGAAGGAGCUGCUGAACGGGCAGAAGGUGGUGGUAGUGCGGUGUGAGGAGAUCGCCAUCUCUGGUGGUUUGGUCCGCCAGAAGAUGAAGUACAUGAGGUUCCUCCGUAAGCGCAUGAACACCAAGCCUUCCCAUGGCCCCAUCCACUUCCGUGCCCCUGCUAAGAUCCUCUGGCGCACCAUUCGUGGCAUGAUUCCACACAAGACCAAGCGUGGAGCAGCAGCACUUGCUCGAUUGAAGGCCUGUGAGGGGAUUCCACCUCCGUACGAUAAGAUAAAGCGGAUGGUCAUUCCUGAUGCUCUCAAGGUUUUGAGGCUUCAAGCAGGGCACAAGUACUGCUUGUUGGGCAAGCUUUCUUCCGAGGUUGGAUGGAACCACUAUGAAACUAUCAAGGAGCUUGAGAGGAAGAGAAAGGAGAGGUCUCAGGUUGCUUAUGAGAGAAAGAAGCAAUUGACAAAACUGAGGGUCAAAGCUGAGAAGGCAGCCGAGGAGAAACUUGGCUCCCAUCUAGAAAUUAUUGCUCCCAUCAAAUAUUGAUAUCCAUAGGGCGGCCCUUUUUUUUCUAGAAAAAGAAUGAGAAUGUUGAGGAGAGUCCGCAUGCAAUUUAAAUUACAUUUUGAUUUUGUUACAUUGCAGUUAAAACUUAAGAUAACUUGCUUUAGCUUUUCACUUGGAUCUUUUGCGAUAGAUUGUUAUUGGAAUCGGGUUAUGAAUUUAGCUGUCUAAGUUUUGUAUUGUGUAUUAAUUAUGUCCUCCACAAUGCAUGACUACUUGAAUUGUGGUGGUCUGUUCUCGUCUCUUA